AUGGAAGUCCGCCCAGCAACACCCAGCGACCGCGGUACCCGUGCUGGAACACCAAACUCUCUCUCCAAAAAGAUCACCCCAGAAGAAUACAUCCGACAACUCAGCAGUUCCGGCGAUGUUACUCCCGAUGUCGAAGUCCUCUCCACCAACCCCGACCUCUACAUCAACACCUCCGGAAAGCUGAAACGUACCCUCAAGAGUCGUCACAUGCAGAUGUUGGCGCUCGGAGGUACGAUCGGUACGGGUUUGUUCAUCGGGUCUGGAUCGGCGUUGAAUAGCGCGGGACCCGUGGGUGCGUUAUUGGGAUACGCGUUCGUCGGACUCGUCAUCUUCUCCAUCAUGGUGUCGUUGGGAGAGAUGACCACACUCUUCCCUGUUGCCGGAGGAUUCACCCACUUCGCUUCCCGAUUCUGUGACGACGCACUCGGUUUCGCACAGGGUAUCAACUACUGGUAUUCCUGGGGCAUCACCACUCCCCUGGAAAUUACCGCCGCGGCAAUUGUGGUAGGAUACUGGGACUCCGAAACCAAUGUCGCAGUCUACAUCUCCGUCUUCCUCGUCCUGAUCUGUCUCGUCAACUACUUCGGCACCCGCGCCUAUGGUGAAGCAGAAUUCUGGCUUUCGUUCAUCAAAGUCACCGCAAUCACCGGUCUGAUCAUCCUCGGUAUCGUUCUCUUCUUCGGUGGAGGACCGACUCAUGAUCGUAUCGGGUUCCGCUACUGGAAAACUCCCGGACCUUUCGCACAGUACAACGAGAUCGAAGGCGCAUGGGGUCGUUUCUUGGCGUUCUGGUCUACGUUCAUCAACGCCGCCUUCGCCUACACCGGUACCGAACUCGUCGCUGUCACUGCCGCCGAAGCCGAGAACCCCCGCCGCAACGUCCCGAAGGCAAUCAAGCGCGUCUUCUGGCGUAUCAUCUUCUUCUACAUCGGCUCUAUCCUCGUGAUCGGACUUCUCGUUCCAUUCGAUUCCGAGGAAUUGUUGAAUGUGCUCGGUGGAUCCGAUGCCUCAUCUUCGCCGUUCGUCAUUUUCAUCAACAAUGCGGACAUUCCGGUGUUGCCGCAUAUCAUUAACGCAGUUAUCUUGAUCGCUGUCGUUUCGGCUGGUAACUCGGAUCUUUACGCUGCGUCGCGUACCCUCUACGCGUUGGCACUCGAGGAGAUGGUUCCCGGAUAUGUCGCUCGCGUCUCCAAGCGUGGUCUUCCCUACGUCGCCGUCACCAUCACUGCUUCCCUCGGUCUCCUCGCCUACUUGAACGUCAGUAACAGCGCCGGCGUCGUCUUCAACUGGUUCAUCAACAUCUCCACUAUCUCUAUCCUCAUCACCUGGCUCAUCGUCCAAGUCUGCUACCUCCGCUUCUUCUAUGCCAUGAAACUCCAAGGUUACAACCGUGACCUCCUCCCCUACAAAGCUCCUUUCCAGCCAUACACGGCAUGGUUCGGAUUAGUCGCGAUUUCGAUUAUCUUGUUCUUCAACGGAUUCUCGCUCUUCUUGGAUGGAAACUGGGAUACGUCGACGUUUAUUACGUGUUAUGUCGGUAUCCCGAUUUACAUCUGCUUGUACGUCUUCUGGAAGGUUACGAAGCGUACAAAGUGGAAGAAGUUGUCGGAGAUUGAUUUGGUUACGGGGAGGGUUGGGGACCCGGAGAUUGAGAUGAGGGAGGACCCGGCGCCUACAACGUGGUGGGGUAAGGCAUGGGAGAAGAUUAUGUGA
Molecule: messenger RNA, 1713 nt
Organism: Saitoella complicata NRRL Y-17804
Lineage: Eukaryota; Fungi; Ascomycota; Saitoellomycetes; Saitoellales; Saitoellaceae
Exons: 1
Coding region: 1-1713 (570 amino acids)
Biological process (GO): amino acid transmembrane transport
Cellular component (GO): membrane
Molecular function (GO): amino acid transmembrane transporter activity
Source: RefSeq, a predicted model, not a curated record